AUGAACGCGUCGUUGUUUCUUCUUGGGUUCCUAAUUGUUAUUUGCUCAAUUCUGGAUAUUGUUGGAACUUAUACACCUGGAUGGAUCGUAGGCAAUGGGAAUCUUCCAGUUUUAACAUGGAUAGAUGUAGCAGGUAUUCUCAUCAACCUUCCAGUUGGAUGCUAUAUAGGAAUGCUCAUUAUCUUUGGAGUCAAUACUAGAUUAAUAUGUAAUCAGGGAUUCACAAAUUCCAACCGAACACCUUUUUUAGUUAUUGCGGGUCUUGCUCUUAUAGCAAUUGCAUUAAUUGUAGCAUGUGUAAUUAUGGUUGCAGUUAGCCUCAAUUCUUAUUGUGGUCGCUGUGAUUAUUCUCUCGGAUACUCUGCAUGGCUUUGUGUUUCUUCUGCGAUCCUUUCGUUGGGAAUCGUUGGCUUGUCUAUUCAUUUGGCAAGAAAGAGUUGCUGUGAUUGCUGA
Caenorhabditis briggsae is the source of this 453-nucleotide messenger RNA. The transcript has 4 exons. NCBI's taxonomy places the organism in Eukaryota, Metazoa, Nematoda, Chromadorea, Rhabditida, Rhabditidae. The coding region runs from base 1 to 453 and encodes 150 amino acids. The record is from RefSeq and is a predicted model, not a curated record.